Molecule: messenger RNA, 858 nt
Organism: Pisolithus orientalis
Lineage: Eukaryota; Fungi; Basidiomycota; Agaricomycetes; Boletales; Pisolithaceae
Product: nucleophile aminohydrolase
Exons: 3
Coding region: 71-655 (194 amino acids)
Biological process (GO): proteasomal protein catabolic process
Cellular component (GO): nucleus; proteasome core complex, beta-subunit complex; proteasome core complex
Molecular function (GO): peptidase activity
Source: RefSeq, a predicted model, not a curated record
CCCCUGUCAGUGGUAAGGCAUUCGAACGCGUCACAUUCUUAGUUGUCCACCACAAUUUGCAUUCGAUACGAUGGAGACUUCGUUCGCUCUCACAGGCAAAGGCUAUGUAAUCGUUGCAGCCGAUACCACAGCGGCCCGUUCCAUAGUCAAAAUGAAGGUCGACGAAGAUAAAAUCAAGGAAUUGGGCACGCACUUGUUGAUGGCAUACUCAGGAGAACCAGGUGACACCGUUCAGUUCGCCGAAUACGUCGAGCGGAACAUCCGCCUGUACCAAAUCCGCAAUCUCUACCCGCUUCGUCCACCUGCCGCUGCCUCUUGGAUACGUCGUUCAUUGGCGCAGAGUCUCCGAUCGCGCAAUCCAUACUCUGUGAACUUGCUCCUCGGUGGAUAUGACCAAGCUGAGAACAAACCGAAUCUGUAUUGGAUAGAUUAUUUGGGCUCUGUGGUCGAAGUGCCGUUUGCUGCUCACGGGUAUGGGAGCUACUUUGCGUUGAGUUUACUGGACAAGUACCAUGAUCCUGAAGCGCCUUUAGAAGAGGGCUUGGCCACGUUGAAACGGUGCCUUGACGAGGUCACGAAACGACUAGUCGUGAGCCCAAGCAAGUACAUGGUUAAGGUGGUCGACAAGGACGGUGUACGGGAGGUGGAGAUUUGACGCUACUUUCUUCUGUCAAGCAAUGCUGUAUUCGCUAUGUGACAUGACUUAUUAUGCAGAUGAACCAAUAAAAGCGACGAUAUGAGCAUGUCUCGGGAGGUGGCUGCUGCCUCGACAGCAUCAUAUUUCGGUCACCUACCAUCUGGUUCCAGGGGACUUGGUGCAAACUAGACGGGUAUUCGCCUAGGACUGAAGUAUUCGAG